UAAUUAGGAAGUGGCAUCACAUUCAGUUACUUGGAUUCAGGCAAUGUUUAUUCUGAGAGAGAGCGGAGAACUCCACCAGUCAGUCUUUAUAAAGAGAAAUAUGAUACUGAGGCUUCUUCUUCUCCUGUUCUUGCAAGGAAUUGGAAGAACUUCAUCAGAUCCUUUCUGUGCCCAUCAGAUCAGAACCAUCAGAGUGACUGAGGGAGGUUCCGUUACCAUCCCCUGUACUUUCACUUAUAACAGGACCACAUAUGAAGAUGAGAAGUCAGAGAUCAGAACUGAGUGGGGGGUUGGUACCAGGAGGGACUGUGCAGAUUCUGGUACUCGCUAUGGUUUAUUAUCCAUAAGUGAAUACUCUGGGAGAAUCUCCAGGUCGGACCCUCCCUAUGGGAACAAUUCAGCAUCAAUCACUAUCCACAGGCUGCGCCCAACUGAUGGGCCAGUGAUCUGCUGCAGAGUACGGGCAUAUAGAGAAGGUCUACCCCCCUAUCCCUGGAACAGUAGAUAUGGGACCCUGCUGCUCUUUUCUGAACCUGCCCGGAUCUCUGUGGAACAGUUGGAUGUGAUUCCUGCCCUCCCAGGAGAAACCAUCACUAUCCCCUGUUAUGUACAUUACCCUCCCGGUGCCAGUGAGAGAGGGCAGAGCGUUACCUGGAGAAAGGGGCGAGGAGCACUCUGUAGAUAUUCUCAGACACUGGAUACACAAGAUGGAGCCGGUCGUUUCUCAGUGAUGGAUUCCCCUACUGAUGUCUCCCUGAGCAUUAACAGAGUCCGGAGAGAAGAUUCAGGAUAUUACUGCUGCAUUGUGGCAGAAAACAUUGUUUCUGGCACUGAGCUGGUUAUUGAAGAUACCAGCACCCAACCUGAAUUGCAGGUCCAUCAGUCCCAUAAUGCCACAGUGCCAGAAGGAGGCUCAGUCACCCUCAGCUGCACAUUUCAUCCCACAGAGACACCAUUGUGGGCCUGGAUUUACUGGAGAGUGGGGAGCCCCUCAGGGGAUUAUGCCUAUCACCCCAACAAACAAAUGGUUCAUUCCACUUAUAAGGGAAGAACAGAGCUCAGAGGGUCGGCACAUCUCCAUAUAGAGGGGGUGCAGAGAAAUGAUUCAGCCACAUAUUAUUGCAUAGUGAUCUUACGGUAUUGUGUGGCCAAUUCUAUACUCAAAUCAGUUACAAACCAUGGGCACGGGACUAGACUGGAUGUGACAGGAUUCAAUGUUAUCAUAACCAUCCGCUGUGUUCUAUUCUGCAUCAUCAUUCUCUGUGGGAUUCUGGGAUAUAUAAAGAUGAAAAAUAUACUGACAGAAAGCAGAAAAGAAGCUGCCCGAGGCUCGAGUCCCCCUCAAACGAUCACAUUGAGAGUUGCUAAUGACCAGGAAUCUGAUCCAAAUUAUUAUAACAUGGACCGUUAAUAGAUCAGAUUGGUUUACACUUUAAAGAAGGCAUCAGGCUGGCCCAAUGGCCUGGGAAACCAAGUGGAUAUUGCAAGGUCCCUAAGCUGUGACUGUGGGGGGGUGUUACUCAGCCAAGUAUCCCAGGAGGCCACAGGGCACCAUAUUACAGCUCGGAAUAAAAUAAAUUGUCUGUUGUUCAAAGCUCAGAUCCAGGGCCAGGAUGGAGGAACAUCGUUACUUGUCAUUAUCCAAAAGUUCAUAUCAGCUCCCCCAGAAGGAACUGCCUGCACCCUCGCCUGUAGGUAACAAUUUAGAGACAAUUAUUUUGCAAAAGAACAAGUAUGACCAUAAAGGUGCACCUCCCCUUCUUGGAUGUCCAAGACAAAGUAUUCAUUAUAAAUAAAAUGCACACUAUGGG
Molecule: messenger RNA, 1811 nt
Organism: Xenopus tropicalis (tropical clawed frog)
Lineage: Eukaryota; Metazoa; Chordata; Amphibia; Anura; Pipidae
Exons: 6
Coding region: 44-1411 (455 amino acids)
Source: RefSeq, a predicted model, not a curated record